Molecule: messenger RNA, 7832 nt
Organism: Saccostrea echinata
Lineage: Eukaryota; Metazoa; Mollusca; Bivalvia; Ostreida; Ostreidae
Product: rho GTPase-activating protein 5-like
Exons: 27
Coding region: 301-5184 (1627 amino acids)
Biological process (GO): signal transduction
Molecular function (GO): GTPase activity; GTP binding
Source: RefSeq, a predicted model, not a curated record
GAAAGACUCGUCUUUUUUUUGAUGUCACAGAAUUAGAUUCUUAGUUGGAAGUGAGUGAUUUGAAGAAGAGAGAGUACAGUAUUUGCGGUAAUAAGUUUCAGGAAAGUAAUACUUAUAUGAUAAGUAGUAAGAAAUCGUCUUCCUGAUUGAUUACAUCAGUGAUACAGAGGACAAUGGCUAACGAAACAGACAAGGAAUUAUACCUCCUACACUUCGUAGAUGAAACCUGACUAUGUGUAGGAACAUGGCAGAUAUGCCAGACAGACUUCGAUAGCAGUUGUUCAUGUGUGUGAAUCGGGUAUGGCAAAGAAAGCAGAAGAUAGAACUUACAAUGUCAGCGUUAUUGGCCUGUCUGGGUCAGAGAGUGUGAAAGGGGCAGUAGGGGUGGGCAAGUCAUGUCUGUGUAACCGUUUCAUCAACGAUGUGGCGGACAAAUAUCACACAGAACACAUCUCCGUUCUCAGUCAGAGUGACUUCGCAGGGCGGGUGAUCAACAAUGACCACUUCCUGUACUGGGGAGAGACUACAAAAACCGACGAAGGGAACAACUUUACAUUCCAUGUCAUAGAACAGACGGAAUUCAUCGACGAUGUCUCCUUCCAAGUCUUCAAGACGGGUCGCACGGACAACUACUACAAGAGGAGUACGCAAAAUAAAGUUCAGUCUGCGGAGAAAUUGAUGUACAUCUGUAAAGAUCAGCUGGGAAUGGAAACAGACAGUGCAUACGAACAGAAACUAAUGCCUGAUGGGAAACUGAACAUAGAUGGGUUCAUUUGCUGUUUUGAUGUUAGUAAGGUUCCUCAGAGGAGUGUGGAGCACCAAGUGGACUUUGUCAUCCAUCUCCUUAAUGCGGCAGUGAAAACCAGAAAACCUGUUGUUCUGGUGACCACAAAGAAUGAUGAUGCGGACAAGCGAUACUUACUGGAAGUGCCCAAAAUCGUAGCCAGAAAGGACUACAAGAAUAACAUUCCCAUUGUUGAGACUUCUGCUCAUAAAAAUGUGAAUGUGGAGCAAGCAUUUUUAGUGCUGGCUCACAUGAUGGACAAAAACAAACGUCGACCAAUCAUUACCCCUUAUAUAGAGGCCUUUAAGCAACGCCAGGAGAUUGAAGAAGUAGCAAUUAAUGCUUAUAAAAAUCUUUUACGUAUUCAUGUAACAGAUCCAAAGGCGAUCUUUAAAUCAUACCUUAGGAAGUUGGAAAGGGAACCUGAUUUUAACCAUUAUGUUGAACUGUUAGGAACUGAUAAUGCUAAGAAAUUGUUUCGUCAACAUGCGAAACAGUUACGAGACGACCAGAUCAGAAAGAGAGAGAAAAUAUUCUCUACAAGACUGCCUGAUUUGAUUCAGCGGUUUUUACCUGAUUUAGAAACUAUUGGAAACAGGUCAUGGACUGCUUGUCAAAGGUAUAUCAAAGAACACAAAGAUUUUAAACAUUACUUUGUGGAGGUGUGUAAUCCAGACGAGGGAGAGACCUGGAAGAUGGUGCCGACCUUCAUUGAUGAUUACAAUGAGACCAGGACACCAUUUGAUGUCCUGAGUUCCCCUGAGGGGGAGGCUGUGUAUCAAAGGCAUCUCAAAGAACUGCAGGAGGCUCACAAGAAAAUUCAACUAAGGGAACAGUUCAAGAAGCUCUUGUCAGAGACACCUCAAGUAACCCCUGGGGCUACACUGGAAGAAACCUAUCUCUUAUUUGUGGGAAAAGACUGUUACAUUGGGCUCUCCCAAUUAGAGCGUGAUGAUGUGUUUGAUGAUUAUCAAGAGGAACUUAAAGCCCAGGUCAAGCAUGAUUUUCAAGAGCUCCUCUGGGAACGGACUGAGACAUUCAUUCGACAGAGGAUGCAGCCAAAUUCCUCAGAUAAAAUCACUCAAGAAGAUCUUACUCUCAUCAAGGAGGAUAUCGAGAAGGAUCCCAGGUAUCGUCGUUUGGACAAGAUGGAGGAUGAACGAGAUGUGAUUCUGAUAAAACACCUGGGAUUUCUGGAGAUGCCCUCCAGUGACAGGUGUUACUACAAGGACCAGUGUGCCGAGACUCAAGUGCAAUCAGUAUUAGAGGUAGCUGCCAAGACAGUCAAUCGUUCAUCAAACAGAAUAUCUGCAGUGUCUGAGAAGGAAUGCCCUCUUAAUCUGGUUCUCUUAGGAUGUGAGGGGUUGGCCACCAAACUGUUCAAGCAGAUAAGGGAGAUGUUUGAACAUGACCAGUUUCAAUAUAAUGACACAAUCUACAAUGUGGACUAUCGUCCAAUUGAGGAUGAUGUUAGCUUAGAACAGAAUGCUUUUCAAACUGCAGAAUUUAAGCCAAAUGGUUGUUUGUGUAUGUAUACAUCUGAAUCCUCGCUCAAUUACAUUGCUACAAGUUUAGAAACUGUUCUGACGGCUGAUGUUCCUGAGGAAGAAAGCCUCCGAAAUCUUCCCAUUGUAAUUAUACAUGGAUAUGAUCCUCAGCUCUCAGAGAAGGAUAGCCUGAAACUACAACAGAAAGGACAGGACCUAGCUAGAAAGAUGAAUUGUGAUUUUGUAUACAUUCCUGAGGACACCCCAGAAGAUAUGCUCCUAAUUCAAGUGGAAGAUGCUCUACUAGCUCUGGUUCGAACUACAAAUGGAUUCAACCUUCAGUUAGAACCCCAACUAAGGAUUGCCAUGUGUAUUAUGUGUGGAGAAGACUUCCGGGUGGAUAUUCCAAUAGGUCCGAUCCUGAACAGUAGCGCCACCUAUGUAGAUGUAGAAACUGAUCUCUCUGUUUCAUUAGAACUAAAUUUAGAAAGUGCUCCAGACUCUGGCAAACAAAAAGUGGAGGUUUGUGUGGGGGCGUACCAUAAUUUCAUUACGAGGGUGUUUCGGGAGGAGGAGGAAUUUCAAGGUUUUAUUCUAGUCUACAGCCCAGUCCGACAGGCAUCAUUUGCUGCUAUGAAAGCUUAUGCCGAAAAUUUACGUAAUCUUUAUAAUGUAAUGCCGCUUAUGAUCGUAGCUGUGAAAGAUCCAUUGAGUCGUGUCCCUUUCUCCAAGGAUUUAAUUGUAGCAGGGGAGAGAAUUGCAGAGGAUUUAGGGGCAGAAUUCAAGGUCACAACUGCUGAUUUCAAGCAACAAGCCACUGUUUACUUACCCUUUAUGAAGGAAGCUUGGAACAAACGUGAUGAACUGGAAUCUAUAUAUUGUGACCCUAAUAGCCCUCCAUAUGACACCAAGCUAGACAUGAGACCUCCGGCCCCUCUACCAGAAACUUUCCAUCCUACCAAUGGUAGCAGUAAUAGCCAAAGUACCGAGGACUCCGAGUCUAAAGAACCAGUGUACACACAGGAACCAAUAUACGACAAACCGUUCACCUACCCCCAUCCUUCAGACAGUGAACAUGAGCGCCCCUCCUCAACUUCUCCCCCUCCCGUCAGGCCAUCAAGUCCUCCAAAUGGAGAAUUACCCAGCAGGGACCAGUUGGUGAAACCCAGCAUGCUAAGAAAAAACCGUGGAUCAAAUGCAGUCUCCGGGGGAUACCAUCGGGAAGUCUUUCGCAGGUCAUUUCCUGUGAUUGAAACUGAUUCGUUACGCUUGAUUAGUUACAAGAGUCUGGAACACCCAGACUCUGAGACCACUCAGAGCCCAUUUCAGUUUAGGAAAUCUUGUAGUAUGAAACUAGCUGUGAAAGAUAAAGAGCCAGCCUGGGCAUUAAACGAGCCCCAGAGACAGAAGAAAGCGUCCACUUUCCCGACAGACGUGCAUCAUUCCGCCCGGGACAAUGAUUCUUGGACUGAUCCAUCAACUCAUGAGUCUACAGAAUCACAAAAUUCUGGAGAUGACACCAUAUGGGCUGAGAAUGAUCUGUAUCAGAGGGCUUCAACUUUCCUAAAUGAUCCCAGUUUUAAGGCCUCACCAAAGAAAAGUUUUAAGGGAGAUGCUCCAUUGGCUCAACCUGAACAAGACAUCAGUCUGGCAGAUGACUAUGGAAUACCAAAGGAUCACCGUUUUACGGGAACAGAGGAUGCUGAUUAUGCCUCAGUUUAUGGUGCAUUGGAACCUGGUAAACGCCAGCGCAUUAUGUCACAGGAACGCAAAUCCAAAAAAAAAGCUCAAGAUUCAGAUGAUUCCGGAGAGUUCAGUUCACUGGAGCGUGAAAAGAAGGACAAGGAUUCUAUUUACAGCAGAGUAAAUCGGAAACCCACACCUCACAAAAAGAAAACCAAACAGAAGUCACAAGAUGGACAGGUGUACACCAUACCUGUAUAUACUGAUGAACGCCCACAAGGAAAUCGACGCAGGGACAACCGAGGUAACUACAGAGACUCUGACCUCGAUACGCCAAACAAAGAGUACUCACACACCAUGCCUCGGGGAGGGUUUUCAAGUUUUGAGGAAUUUGACCUGAAUGACAGUGGAAGUUGGAUGACCAAGUUUAGGACCCUAAAAGCAGACAAGAAUCGGAGGAAGGAAGAGAAGAGGAUCAAAGAUGAUGAGAGGAGGAGACAAAAAGAGGAGGAAAGAAAACAAAAAGAACAGCAGAAAGCACAAAAGAAGAAGAAGAAGGACGGUCGUCCCGGGACGUCUGAGAGUGGCUGUAAACUAAGUGAAUUCCCCAUGUCCAGCAAUAACCCCUCCCUACCACAGUUUGUAGAGACUUGUGUGGAAUACAUAGACAAUGAAGGUAUGAACACAGAGGGUAUUUACCGUAUCCCUGGUAACAAGCUACAGGUGGAACUACUUCAAAGUAAACUGCAAGAGGACCCCUCAAUAGACAUCCAUAGCUUGGACAUUCAAGUGAAUGCUGUGGCAACUGUUCUGAAGAAUUUCAUCAACGAUACUGAAGCCUUAAUUCCCCCUAGUCUACAUGAUGAGCUGUUAGAAGCAGCAGCAAAGAUUACUGAGCAGGAUGAUGAGUCUGAAGGUAUGCCAGACAAGAGUUCAAAGUUAUUAGCUUUAAGAGGUGUCCUAAAGAAGAUUUACCCUACAAAUUAUGAAGUGCUAAAGUAUUUCAUUACUCAUCUGAAAAGAGUGAGCCAACAUAAGGCGACACAUAACAUGAACAGUUCAAACUUGGCCAUCUGUUUAUGGCCCACUCUUCUGCGGAUAGACUUUACCGGUAAAACCUACACAGACAUGACACAGAUGACGCGCCUCCCAGCAAUUAUAGUACAGACACUUAUAGAACAAUGUGGUUUCUUCUUUCACGGUGAGGAUGAAAUCUCGGAGGUUGUGUGACCAGGAGAGAGAGCAUUGUGUGGACAAUUCAACUUUUAAACCUAACUAAUUAGUUCAUAUCAGUGUAGGAUGGCGUAAUGGGGAGAUUAAAUUGAUGAUGAUGUGGCAAGAUCCAGUGCCAGCACAAAAGAAAAUGACUGCCGCAGGCCGGACCUGCAUGCCAUCCAAUGGCAGACUGACACCAGGAGGCGUUCGGGCAGCUAACUGUUCAACAGGUUAGCGGAUGUUCAAAGAGGCAUUUUCUUGUUCAUUGAUUAUAUAGUGUUUUAUUACAAUUUUAGUGGGCCAAUAUACCAGUGCAUAAUAUGUGAAUGGGAGAUUGUUGCAAUGAAGUGAAAAUGAUCGAUGCUUUGUUAUUAAUGUCAGUGAUAUCAAGUAUUCCGCCUCAAACUUUUUUUUUCACAUUGUUUUAAACAUAUAGUCAGAAUGAAGUGUAAUUAUUUAUCCAUCGUCAAGAUGCUAAAUAUGCAAUCUUGAAACCUUUUUGCUAGUGAUUAUUUGGUCAUUCUUAGUUGUGAAAAAGUUAAAAAAUUUGUUGAAAAUUAAUGUGAAUAUAUAUUUUGCAUCAUAAUGAAAAUAAUAAGUAAGUGCUGUUCAUAUGAGUAUCAUAUUGUAGUGAACAUUGUCUUGUAAUCAACAAGAAACAUAAUAGCUUUUUUCAAUGAAGUGUUAUUUUGUCACUCUGCUGUUUUGUUAGAGAAAACCCUUUUCAGCUGUGAUUUUACAAUGUUGAUUUUUUUUUUGUGAUAUCUGUUUCAUGUAUUGUGUUAUUUUUGACUCUUUAUUGAAACUGUUAUUAAUUUGGGAGACCAACAACUUCUUAACUAUCAUUUUUCUGCAAAAGGAAGAAAUACUUAAUUUUUUCAUGAUAUGCAGACAUUUGGAAUAAAUAUAAAAAAAUGUAUUUUUUUAAAAAUUCAAUAUUAUGACAACAACAUGUUUGGACAUGCAUGUUUUUUCCUAUGAUUCAUCAACUGACUCUUCUGUGUCUGGAGAUGAAAAAGUACUGACCAUAGAGCUGUGAAUUUCUGAAAGUUUUUACCUGUCUUUAAAUACACUGAAAGGUGAAAAUUUUCUGUGUAAGCAUAUGUACAUUUACAUAAAUAGCUAUGUUUACAUACAUUUUGUAAUAUUUUCGAUUUUUAUAGGGCUUUAAUUAUCGUACAUAGAAAUAAGGUAAGGAACAUAAUUUUUAGUUAUGGGAAAACCAUUUUGAGCAUGUACACCCAAAUUUACCUUGAAUGAUAAUUUAUCUUAUUCUCAUAUUUAUAAAACCAUAUAAACCAUAUGUGUAAAAAAGAAAUUACACCAAAGUCAGUUGUAUUUAUUAUAUAUUUAUACAUAUAUAUAUAUGCAUACCCAACAGCAUAAAGUGAUACUCAUCUCAGUAAAGGAUAGUCAUGUAGUUGAUAGAAUGCUUUUCAGAGUAAGUAUUGUAAACACAGCUUCAAAUGGUUUCUAUAAAUCAUCUUUUGAAGAGAUGUGGAAUUCAGUGUUAAUAUGUAAUAUUAAUGGAUUUCUUGGUUGAAUUAAGAAAACAAUAUCUUCCCAUACAUGUAUGUGCCAUUUAGAUUGAAAGAAUUGUUAAGAAAUGUUUCAUCUUGAUUGGGCUUUGUACCCCAUGAUCAUGAACUGUGUGUGUGGAAGUUGCUUAAUAACUCUAAUGACCUUUCUAAAAGCAAAAUGUUUUUUUUUUUUCAAGUAGCAGAGAUAUUCUUUUCAUCAGAGAAAAUUAUCUUUUGUGCAAUGACAGAGUAAAUGCAAAUUGAUUUUAAAUAGCUUGAUUACCCAAGACACAUUCUAGUCCAAAAGUUCAAUGUGUCUUUCAUUUAUUUGCAUCAAUUUGCCAUGAAAAGAGAAACUGUGUUCAUCAUCAGGCAAGUAGACGGGGGAUUGUCAUAAAUAUUUUUUUUCUUAUCCUUUUUUAGUAGUGGACCACACCAUACCCAAACAUGCAAACUUUACAUAUGUAUUUCAGUAAAGUUUUGACCAUAAUGCAAGAUUUUCUUGCAUUAUUUAUAUAUAUAAAGAGUGAGUGAGACUGAACUGAAUUUUUAUUUUAAUUGACUGUGGAUAAAUUUAUUCCCAUGGUUUAGGCCAUUAUACAAUUUUAUGUACUUGUAGGCCUCUCAUUUUGAUGCUUUUGACCAAGUUGCUAAGAUUUUUUUUUAAUAUAUGUAUAACAACCAAAUUAUAUCUCUACUUAUAUAUUCAGUCUGUUGCUCAGGUUAAUUUAAUAUAUCAGUCAUUAACCAAGCUAGAUACUAGUACUCCAGGUACGGGGAAGGGGGGAGGGCUUCCAAAAUAUUAUACCCAAUUUGAUAAAAGUUUUUGAAAUGUUUAUUGCAAAUUCUAGAAGGAUCUCUAAUGCAGGGUUGUGAAAUGGAGAAACUGGCAUGAUUUUACUAUUGUUCAAGAGAUGAAGAAUGUACAAAUGCAGAUUUUCUCAUAUUUAAUCAAGUAUACCAAGCUUGCCUUUGUCAAUUUUUGUUAAUUCUCUGUAUGACUACUUUAUUAUGACAUGUCGUAUGGAUAAAGUACCAAAACUAAACAUGUUCUGUAACUGACAUUGCAAGGUUUUCCACUGCUGCUAUUUAAUUUGCUUUAUACAGAGAUGUACAAUAAUUCAAUAAAAUGUCAAUAAUUUA